AGUCGCACUAAGCCUAAGCGGCCGGUGAUGGCGGCAGCGGCGGCAGUGGUUGCGGCGGGUCCGGGCCCAUGAGGCGACGACGGAGGCGGGACGGCUUUUACCCAGCGCCGGACGUCCGAGACAGGGAAGCUGAGGACAUGGCAGGAGUGUUUGACAUAGACCUGGACCAGCCAGAGGACGCGGGCUCUGAGGAUGAGCUGGAGGAGGGGGGUCAGUUAAAUGAAAGCAUGGACCACGGGGGAGUUGGACCAUAUGAACUUGGCAUGGAACAUUGUGAAAAAUUUGAAAUCUCAGAAACUAGUGUGAACAGAGGGCCAGAAAAAAUCAGACCAGAAUGUUUUGAACUACUUCGGGUACUUGGUAAAGGGGGCUAUGGAAAGGUUUUUCAAGUACGAAAAGUAACAGGAGCAAAUACUGGAAAAAUAUUUGCAAUGAAGGUGCUUAAAAAGGCCAUGAUAGUAAGAAAUGCUAAAGACACAGCUCAUACAAAAGCAGAACGGAAUAUUCUGGAGGAAGUAAAACAUCCCUUCAUUGUGGAUUUAAUUUAUGCCUUUCAGACCGGUGGAAAACUCUACCUCAUCCUUGAGUAUCUCAGCGGAGGAGAACUAUUUAUGCAGUUAGAAAGAGAGGGAAUAUUUAUGGAAGACACAGCUUGCUUUUACUUGGCAGAAAUCUCCAUGGCUUUGGGGCAUUUACAUCAAAAGGGGAUCAUCUACAGAGACCUGAAGCCGGAGAAUAUCAUGCUUAAUCACCAAGGUCAUGUGAAACUAACAGACUUUGGACUAUGCAAAGAAUCUAUUCAUGAUGGAACAGUCACACACACAUUUUGUGGAACAAUAGAAUACAUGGCCCCUGAAAUCUUGAUGAGAAGUGGCCAUAAUCGUGCUGUGGAUUGGUGGAGUUUGGGAGCAUUAAUGUAUGACAUGCUGACUGGAGCACCUCCAUUCACUGGGGAGAAUAGAAAGAAAACAAUUGACAAAAUCCUCAAGUGUAAACUCAAUUUGCCUCCCUACCUCACACAAGAAGCCAGAGAUCUGCUUAAAAAGCUGCUAAAAAGAAACGCUGCUUCUCGUCUUGGAGCUGGUCCUGGGGAUGCUGGAGAAGUUCAGGCUCAUCCAUUCUUCAGACACAUUAACUGGGAAGAACUGCUGGCUCGGAAAGUGGAGCCUCCUUUUAAACCUCUGUUGCAAUCUGAAGAGGAUGUGAGUCAGUUUGAUUCAAAGUUUACACGUCAGACACCUGUUGACAGCCCAGAUGACUCAACUCUCAGUGAAAGUGCCAACCAGGUUUUUCUGGGUUUUACAUAUGUGGCUCCAUCUGUACUUGAAAGUGUGAAAGAAAAGUUUUCCUUUGAACCAAAAAUCCGAUCACCUCGAAGAUUUAUUGGCAGCCCGCGAACACCUGUGAGCCCAGUCAAAUUUUCUCCUGGGGAUUUCUGGGGAAGAGGUGCUUCAGCCAGCACAGCAAAUCCUCAGACACCUGUGGAAUACCCAAUGGAAACAAGUGGAAUAGAGCAGAUGGAUGUGACGAUGAGUGGGGAAGCAUCAGCACCACUUCCAAUACGACAGCCAAACUCCGGGCCAUACAAAAAACAAGCUUUUCCCAUGAUCUCCAAACGGCCAGAGCACCUGCGUAUGAAUCUAUGACGGAGCAAUGUUUUUAAUGAAUUUAAGGCAGAAAAAGGGGAGGAUGUGUGAACAUCCUGCAAGGUAAAGCAAGAAGACUCAAAAUGACAGUCUCAAGGAGUCAGUGUCAUUAUAUAGAACACUUUGAACAGAAGGAAAAAUACACAUGGAUUUUUAAAAA
Molecule: messenger RNA, 1806 nt
Organism: Loxodonta africana (African savanna elephant)
Lineage: Eukaryota; Metazoa; Chordata; Mammalia; Proboscidea; Elephantidae
Gene: RPS6KB1
Product: ribosomal protein S6 kinase B1
Exons: 15
Coding region: 69-1646 (525 amino acids)
Biological process (GO): peptidyl-serine phosphorylation; signal transduction; cellular response to insulin stimulus
Molecular function (GO): protein serine/threonine kinase activity; ATP binding
Source: RefSeq, a predicted model, not a curated record